AGGAAAACAAAUACAUGCAGUCAUGAGAUUUAUUAAGAAUAGUGGGUUAUAUAAUAGGAUAUAGGAGGGUUUGUUCAUUCUUUUCACACUCCAUCACAGUAGGUGGCGAUAUGCACCUUUGAAGUUGGUUCGCAACUCGCCAUUAAAUCAAAAGAAGAAGAAGAAGAAGAAGAAGAAGAAGCUAGGCAUGCUGUUGGAGAAGCACAUGAAGCUGCUGCGGCUGUACGGCGGGCUGCUGAUCCAGCGAGCGCACAAACACACCGCGGCGCGGCUCUCCGAGAAGAAGCUGAGCCGCUGUUUCGUGGAUCAUCGCAGGGUGAAGGUAGCGGCGGGAUCGGGUGGGGACGGAGCCUCCUCCUUCCACAGCGAGCCCCGGAAAGAGUGGGGCGGUCCGGACGGGGGAAACGGAGGAGCCGGAGGAGACAUCAUCAUCAAAGUGGACCAGCAGGUGAAAUCACUGUCCUCCGUGUCAACGGUGUAUCGUGGGAAAGAUGGAGAGGCAGGAAGCAGUCAGAACCGCUUUGGACGCAAUGCCAGCCCCACCUACAUCGCAGUUCCUGUCGGCACGCUUGUGAAAGAGGAGGGCAGCAUGCUGGCAGACCUGGCGCAGCACGGCCAGCUGUAUACGGUGGCGUACGGAGGUGCGGGGGGGAAGGGGAACCGCUUUUUCCUGUCCAAUGAGAACCGAGCGCCCCUGUGCGCCACGCCCGGAGAGAAGGGCCAGGAGCGCGUGGUUCAGCUGGAGCUGCGCACCAUGGCCCACGCCGCGCUGGUUGGCUUUCCGAAUGCAGGCAAGUCGUCUUUGUUGCGUGCGAUCUCUAAAGCGCGGCCGGCUGUGGCGGCGUACCCCUUCACCACGCUCAAACCUCACGUGGGCAUCGUGACGUACAGAGACCACCAGCAGCUGGCAGGUGUGUGUGUGAGAGUGUGUGUGUGUGAGUGAGUGAGUGUGUG
Sinocyclocheilus rhinocerous is the source of this 954-nucleotide messenger RNA. Its product is annotated as mitochondrial ribosome-associated GTPase 2-like. Bases 188 to 943 code for a protein of 251 amino acids. The record is from RefSeq and is a predicted model, not a curated record. Gene Ontology annotation, molecular function: magnesium ion binding; GTPase activity; GTP binding. NCBI's taxonomy places the organism in Eukaryota, Metazoa, Chordata, Actinopteri, Cypriniformes, Cyprinidae. The transcript has 5 exons. Gene Ontology annotation, cellular component: mitochondrion.